Leptinotarsa decemlineata (Colorado potato beetle) is the source of this 3635-nucleotide messenger RNA. RefSeq names its product Splicing factor 2 (gene SF2). Gene Ontology annotation, cellular component: nucleus; cytoplasm. Gene Ontology annotation, molecular function: mRNA binding. The record is from RefSeq and is a predicted model, not a curated record. Lineage: Eukaryota; Metazoa; Arthropoda; Insecta; Coleoptera; Chrysomelidae.
UGUUUUCCUUUUUCAUUCUAUUAUAGUCGGCUUGCUUAUUAUUCAAGACUCUCAAUUGAUAUUUAUUGGUGGGUGUAUAAUUUUAGCGGUGGUAGCCAUUUUAUUUCUUGAAUAUUCGUAAAAGUUUUUAUGAAAAUGUCAGGCGGUGGUCGCAAUGAUUGUAGAAUUUAUGUAGGAAAUCUUCCUCCAGAUAUUCGUACAAAAGAUAUUCAGGAUCUCUUUUAUAAAUUUGGUAAAGUCACUUUUGUCGAUUUGAAAAACAGACGCGGUCCCCCAUUUGCCUUUGUGGAGUUUGAAGAUGCAAGAGACGCUGAUGACGCAGUCCAUGCCAGAGACGGUUAUGAUUAUGAUGGCUACAGAUUGAGAGUUGAAUUUCCCAGAGGGGGCGGAGGCCAUGGUGGUUUUAGGGGCGGUGGCAGAGGAGGUGGCGAAAGGGGUAGAAGUUCAAGGGGGCCCCCGGCUCGCAGAUCUCAAUUUCGAGUUUUAGUUACAGGUUUGCCACCUUCUGGUUCAUGGCAAGAUCUAAAAGAUCAUAUGAGAGAAGCUGGAGAUGUAUGUUUUGCUGAUUCUUUUAAAGAUGGCUCCGGCGUCGUUGAGUUCUUGAGAUAUGAGGACAUGAAAUAUGCCAUAAAGAAAUUAGAUGACUCGAGAUUCAGAUCUCAUGAGGGAGAAGUUUCAUAUAUUCGUGUAAAAGAAGAUAAGGGAGGCAGUGAAAGACGAUCCGGCGGUAGAUCAAGAAGCAGAUCAUUCUCACCACGCCGUCGAGGUUCACCAACUUACAGUCCUGUGAAAAGGAGUUUUUCCAGAAGCAGAUCACGUUCAUAAUUUCCGUCUAUAUUCUAUUUGGACAGGAUAUUAUCGUUGGACGAUUUGGAAAUAAAGAAAGAUUAAAAUGACGUAUAUUCUAUUACACCUGUGGAAGAGGAGGGAAUGAUGUUGGAAGGAUUUUUGCUUAAGGAAAUCGAGGGAUUGUGGAAAUGAACAAGGGAUUUUCAAAUUUUAAUGUUUUUUGAAGGGAUCAAAUUCUUAACCUUGUUGGAUUUUCGUGGAACAAGUAUUUCAAAUGUUAAUUGCGAGACUUAUCAGGAUUCGAAAUCAUUAGGAAUCACGGGAUAUGGAUAUUUUCAAAGGAUUUUGAAACAUUUGCUGAACUCCACCAUCCAAAGCUACAGUGUCUAUUUCAUAGCGAUAUUUCAGUUGCUUCAUCAUUAUGGCUGGUUCAUUUCUAUAAAUUAUUAUGUUGAAGAUGCAACCAUAAAGAAAAAUUUUGCUUAUUAAAUUUCAUAAAGUUCAUAGUUUUUUCUGUGAAGAUGCGGAGAACUUGUAAUUACUACUACAAGAAUUUUCAAUUCGCUAUGACUUAGACCGGUACAUUUAUUUUUCACAAAUUGGAUGUAACAACAAUAUCUUGAGGGAUUUCUAAAACUUUUGGAGGAUUUUGCAUGAGUUGGAUAAUUGAAACUAAUGGAAACGGAAAGGAACAGCACAUUUUUCAAUAGGAUUUCCACUUUUUCAGAAUUGGAGGAAUAGUGGUAAAUAAAACCCUUUAUUUUUCCUCUUAUAAUAACUGCUCUUUAUGAUUUAUGCUUGACCGGAUACUAAUUUUUUGAAAUUAUUUCUGUUGUUUUCUUGGCAGUGCAUGUAAAACCGAAUCCUAACAUUUCACUUUAAAUUUGACACGGUGAAAACUCCAUCUUUAUUGGAUAAAAACAUAAAAAAACUUUUCCAAGAAGAUGUUUUGCGAGUCAAUAAUACCAAACUACAAUUUUGUUUCAUUUCAAAUAAUGAACAGCACCCCACCUCUAUAGAGGUACCUCGUAAUAGAUUGCUUGAUAUGUAUUUAAAUUAAUUUAAAAUUUCACAAACUACACCUUACGAUUUGAUCUCCACAAACUUUAUUCAAAAAAUUAUAAUUUUUUUAAAAUAAAGUUUGAAAUGGAGAUCAAAUCGUGAGGUGUAGUUUAUAAAAUUCCUAUGGAUCCUUAUCAAAUAACUGUCGAAUCAAUCAGAUAAUUGCAAAUUUUCUAUUCAACAGAUCACAGAAGUGGUUCCCAACUUUUUAGAUCUGUGGCCCCUAUUGCACAAAUCAUUUUUGCCCAUUUCCAUUGAGAACUAAUAUAAGACUCGUCUCAGAUAUAAACAUUAUCAAUUUCCUUUUCAAGAUAUGUCUAGAUUUUCUGAGAGUAUCUACCUAAAACCACACUAACAGAUGCUCUCUAUUCAUGCUAAUCCUUUGCACAAGAAUUUUUUGGCUCGGUUGUGUAGAGUAUGGUAUUUGAAAUUGGUACUGAUAAAAUUGCUCACUUUGAUAUUAAAUUCGGCUGGGGUUUCAGAAAUCCUGUUAAGAUACUUGAUCAAUUUGAUAUCUUGAAUAUGUCGUGUGGUGAGAAGUGUGCUGUAAGAAUGCCAAUCAAUAGUUUAAAUUCAUUUUGUUAGGGCAUUUUUGUCACCCAUAUCAAAUUGUUUUCAUACUUUACUGUUUUUUUUUUCAAUAUUCUCCCUAAUUUAAACAACUCAUCUUAUUCCAAGAAAUUUGAUAGCACCAGCAUGAACUUUGAAUUGAUGAUUGUACUUGCUUCUAGAUAAUAGUUGUUCAAUAGGAAAGUCAGAUAAUUUUUGUGGCAAAUAUACAGGACUUCCCAAAAAAAUCCCGCCUUAAAUAUUUCUGAAAUUGAAACUCUAUCAGCUUUUUAAAUGAUAAUAUACCCCAUAUCAUCUGAAAUGCCUGAUGAACACAAGGAAAUAAUGGUUGUCUACUUGACGAACAGUUUGAAAUGUGUACUAUUUACUUUUAUUCACAGAUACACAUAUCAUUAUGUUUUGGGUUGGUAUGAACUGAAAUCUUGAAAGGAUUUGGUGAGACAUUUCAAAUAAUUAUUACCAUUUCAAAAAUUUGAUUCAGCUGGGGAUGUGCAGGAAGAUGCUUUAGAUGACAAUUUGUCAAAAAAAAAUUGUAGAAAACCUCCAAGGAAUGUUCUGUCAUUUUUAUGUUUCCACCUGUUUCGAAAAUAUUCUAGAAAAAUAAUGUUGCUUUAUGAAAUAUUCAGGGCAUGAAGGUUUCGUUGGGAAGUCCUCUAGGUUAUAUUAAUGUGUCUGAAAAAUUGGCGAACAUGUUCAUGUCAUUAUUUCUGUGUGUAGUACUUGAAUAUUACCAUCCAAACUCAGAAGUGGCAUGAAAUAUGUAGAGACAUUGAUAAUCAUUAUUUCCAAAAAAGUUUUCCUACACUACAGUAAGGAGUUGUAGGUGAGACGUUCAAACGUUUCUUUUUGAAUUGAGGCACUCAUGAAUAAAUAUUGUUGCUAGCAACACGGUAUUAAUUAUCUUUAUUUGCAAUAUGGUAGGUCUCACAUAUUUUGGAGACAAAAGGAGGAUUGAAAAUUCCUUGGAGAAUGAUAGGAUAUAUCAAGUAGCUAUAGUUUAAUUGCUGUAAGGACCUCGAGGGAAUAUUGAAUAUACUUUCGUACCUUUCCUAGGAUUUUCAUAGGAUCUGUGGAAAGCAAAUACCCUUUUCAUCAAAAAGGACUGUUCUGGAUUUCAGGUAUUUUCAAUUUGGUUCAUUUGCCAUCAUUUUACAUUUUUGUCUGUUAUUUCAACAGUUGCAUGUUUUUCUUUCAAUAAACAAUCUAGUAAAAUA